Messenger RNA from Seriola dumerili (greater amberjack), 870 nucleotides. RefSeq names its product actin related protein 2/3 complex subunit 3 (gene arpc3). Gene Ontology annotation, molecular function: actin filament binding. Lineage: Eukaryota; Metazoa; Chordata; Actinopteri; Carangiformes; Carangidae. The record is from RefSeq and is a predicted model, not a curated record. The transcript has 7 exons. Bases 106 to 642 code for a protein of 178 amino acids. Gene Ontology annotation, cellular component: cytoskeleton; Arp2/3 protein complex. Gene Ontology annotation, biological process: Arp2/3 complex-mediated actin nucleation; regulation of actin filament polymerization.
GCUACUUCCUGUAAAGCUGAAGGGUGGGACAGGCGGAAGCAGGGUCCUGUGGUGCUAAUAUUUUUCUCUCGCUGAGCAGUUGGACUGAUUUAUUUAUCACUCAGCAUGCCGGCGUAUCACUCAAACCUGAUGGUUCCUGAGACCAGGCUGGUGGGGAACAUGGCUCUGCUCCCCAUCAAAACUCAGUUCAAGGGACCAGCCAGAGGAGACGGCAUAGACUCAGACAUCAUUGAUGAGGCUAUCUACUACUUCAAAGCCAAUGUUUUCUUUAAGAACUAUGAAAUUAAGAAUGAGGCUGACAGGACGCUGAUCUAUGUCACACUCUACAUUUCUGAAUGCCUAAAAAGACUACAGAAGUGCAGCUCCAGGAGCCAGGGAGAGAAGGAGAUGUACACUCUGGGCAUCACUAACUUCCCCAUUCCUGGAGAACCUGGCUUCCCUCUUAAUGCUAUGUACGUCAAACCUACAAACAAGCAGGAGGAAGAGACUAUGAGAGCAUACCUCCAGCAGAUCCGUCAGGAGACCGGCUUAAGGCUAUGUGAACGUGUAUUUGACCCCCAGACAGACAAACCCAGCAAGUGGUGGGUGUGCUUUGUCAAGAAGCAGUUCAUGAACAAAAGUCUGUCAGCUCCUGGACAGUGAGCAACUCAGGACCCUCAGUUUCUGUUGUACACCUGCAACAUGGAUGGAUUUUCUUGGGGGUGGGUUGGGUUGGGUGGGGUGGGGUGGGGUGGAUCUGCUUUUGUGUUGCUAAAAAAAUGAUUUUAUACUCUUUGAGUUCAAAGAUAUGUCUUUAUGUGUCUGGAUGUUGAUCAAAUUGAGCUGGUGCUUAAUUCAAUAAAGCAAUCAUGGAGAUUGGGAAGAAAGAUG